Messenger RNA from Penicillium macrosclerotiorum, 1419 nucleotides. Its product is annotated as threonine aspartase 1. The transcript is spliced from 5 exons. The record is from RefSeq and is a predicted model, not a curated record. Lineage: Eukaryota; Fungi; Ascomycota; Eurotiomycetes; Eurotiales; Aspergillaceae. Gene Ontology annotation, molecular function: threonine-type endopeptidase activity. The annotation marks the transcript as partial. Gene Ontology annotation, biological process: protein maturation.
AUGGGGAAAAACAAACGGAACGAGGACCUCUGUGCCAUCUUCGUGCAUGGGGGAGCCGGGUAUCACAGCCGCGAAAAUGAGUCCAAGCAUCUUGAAGCUUGUCAACAGGCGGUCAAAGCAGGAACAGCUUUUUUGCGGAAUGGCGGCACUGCGGUUGAUGCCGUUGAAGUUGCCCUCAUGGUGCUCGAGGAUGCCCCAAUCACCAAUGCUGGAUAUGGCAGCAACCUAAAUGUCAAAGGUGUGGUGGAAGGCGAUGCAUCCAUCAUGGAUCAUCUAGGUCGGAGUGGUGCCGCCGGAGCAGUCCCCACUGUCAAAAACCCCAUCAUGCUGGCCCGCAAAAUCUAUGAUCAAGCCCAUAAGUCUCCAGGAAUGUCUCGAAUACCCCCAAACUUUCUUGUCGGAGAAGGGGCCGCCGACUUUGCCUGGAAUAAUUCGGUUGUCAUUGUCCCCGACGAUGCCCUAAUCGCUCCGUCUUCGCGGGUGCGCUAUGAGACCUGGUGUCGUGAGAUCCAGCAAUGGGAAGAAGAAAACCCUAAGAAUCCUGAGGAAGAGCCUGUUAACCCCUGGCUCCGUCGACCAUUAACCCCUAUCACGACUCGCAUUACCCGUAUGGCUCCAGGUGCUCAGGAAUCGAUUAGGGCUGAGAUGCCAAAUCUCAAUGCUAUCAAUCUCGAUGUCAACGAUCCUCUGCAGCUACAGAAUGGAAGAUCCAUGGAUGGAUCACCUCCAAAAGCGCGCUCCGCUCCUAUCAGUCCAACCACCUCUACCCCCGAUGCAUUUGAGCCGGCUCGCGCCAGAUCCUAUUUGUCGGCGGAAGAGUCGCGUGUUCAAGAUGUAAAUAACCCAGCUGAGGUGCGCAGGGACGCGGUCAAUGACACCGUGGGGGCGAUUGCGAUCGACAAGUUUGGGAACAUUGCAGCAGGAUCUUCUUCCGGGGGAAUUGGUAUGAAGCAUCGAGGCCGGGUAGGGCCUGCAGCACUAAUUGGCAUUGGCACCCACGUCAUCCCAGCCGACCCCUCUGAUCCCGAACAGACCACCGUGGCUGCCGUCACCUCUGGAACUGGCGAACAUAUUGCCUCAACAUUCGCUGCUAGUACCGCCGCAACUCGCGUCUAUUACAGUCAGCGCAUGGGUUCUGCAGGCUCUUUCGAGAAUGUAACUGAGGAUGAAGCUCUCCGUGCAAUGGUAAUCAAAGAGUUCAUCGGUCAUCCAGCUGUGAAGCACAGUGAGAUUGCUGGUUCCAUCGGUAUCAUGUGUGUCAAGAAGAACGUUGAUGGCAUCGCCCUUUACUUCGCUCACAACACGGAGUCAUUUGCCGUUGCUUCGAUGUCCAGCUUAGACACAGUGCCUUCUUGCUUGAUGUCUCGCAACCAGCGACAGGGUCCCGUUGCCCAGGGUGGGAUAAUGUACCGUCCCGGC